AUGUCUGCAACUGCUUCUUCAUCCUCGCAUCGGAAUCAUGAGGGUGAUGAUUCAGUUCGGGAAUCUACUCAUCCGAGCUCAUCGUCAUUGGCAACCACUAGUACUCUGCCCAAAACAAUACCAUUUCCAUACUUGAUCUGCUUUGAAAAUACAUAUUAUUGGAGGGCUGCUUUUAAUCAUAUCAUUGGAAAAUUGUACAUUUCAUUUGAUUUUCUGUAUUUUGAAGGACAUGAAUCGACCAUGCUGAUUCAUGGAAAGCCAUUGGCAAAUGCAUCUUCUCCUGUAAAUAUUGUAAAAACUGAAAAAAACAGACCUGUCUCAGUCGUUGUAUUAUUUGAAAAUAUUCAUUCGGUGGAACGUGAAAAUUAUUUAUUGAAUCCUUGUUUAUGUGUGAAAACUAAUUUAAAUCAUGGAGAGAAGCAUUACUUCUACAAGUUGGAAAGUAUUACGAACUGUAUUUCAAUAAUUGAACAUGCAAGUCAAAUGUCACUCUCAUGCCAACUUCGAAACAAAUUAAUCGCUUUGAAAGAAGAGAGACCUGAAGUCAAAUCCCAUUCAAAACCCACAAAACAAAAACCUACCAAAAAGAAACAAACAUCCACUUCUGAUGAAGAACUUUCCACUCGAGACAAAAUUGAACGUGAAAAAGAUGAAAUGAUCUUGCUGGCCAAACGUACCAAGAGUAUCAAUCAGGAUUCUCUUCAACUGCUAUCUUCUCAGCAAAACGACCUGAAAGAAACUAAAGAAAAAUAUUUAGAACCAAUGAAUACAUACAAUGCUCUUGGAAGUCGAUUGUUGACAGGAAUGUCAUGGGGUGGAUUUUUCAAAAAUUUGUGGAGUUAUUCGAAUUGGAAAAAAAUAGAGAAACAAGCUCUUGUGUUUCAACAGGAAACCCCUGAAAAACAAAGAAGCUUAGAUUUUGAUGCGCAUGCGUUUGAAAUUUUGAUACGAAAAGGAGAUGAAAAACAUUAUACUCCAAGCAUUGCUGUAAUGCGAUCGAAAGUAAUGGAAAUUAUUGACGAUAGACAAAGCAGAUACAUUCAAGAAUCAAUCGAGUUUUCCAAUUUGAGUGGAUUAGAAGUUCGAACUCCUUUUAUUCUCACUUUAAUUUUUAAAUCCACGAAUAUCACUCUCACAAUAUUAUCUGUAUUUACACCUUUCAUUAUUGAUCAUAUCAAGAGCUGUAACAAGACAAUUAUUCCAAUGGAUGAAACUGGUUGUUUUCAUUCUUCAAAAUUUGAUUUAUUUUCCUUGUAUUCGAAAAAUUCUAUUCAACUUGUACAAAUAUCCACUGAUUUGCUUCGAGAUUAUUUCCCCAAAGAUUUGGAGGACGAAACAAAUAAGAAAGACGCAAAAUUAGAUUAUUUGUUCGACAUUGUAAAUGACAUUCACUCCAUGGCGAGUGUUACAAAUAAUGUGUUAACAGAGUCUGGCCAAUUUUUGGAAGAUUUUGUUACGGAUGUACAAGGAGUGACGAGUGAUGUAAACAAGAACACCAAAGUGAUCGAUAAGAAAUUAGAGUCUUCAUGGUUUUAG
This is a messenger RNA of Naegleria lovaniensis, 1536 nucleotides long. RefSeq lists its product as uncharacterized. The transcript is spliced from 3 exons. The record is from RefSeq and is a predicted model, not a curated record. The coding region runs from base 1 to 1536 and encodes 511 amino acids. NCBI's taxonomy places the organism in Eukaryota, Heterolobosea, Eutetramitea, Acrasida, Naegleriidae.